Molecule: messenger RNA, 3979 nt
Organism: Condylura cristata (star-nosed mole)
Lineage: Eukaryota; Metazoa; Chordata; Mammalia; Eulipotyphla; Talpidae
Gene: ZNF268
Product: zinc finger protein 268
Exons: 5
Coding region: 89-2941 (950 amino acids)
Biological process (GO): regulation of DNA-templated transcription
Source: RefSeq, a predicted model, not a curated record
UACUGGCCGCCUGGCUGCGCGGCGCCGGGACCCGCCCCUGCAGCCAGGUCUCCUCUGGCCCCCGCCUCCCAGUUGGGUUUGUGCGGAGAUGGCCAUUAGAGUCCGCACGGCGGCCGUCUGGGUCCCACCUAUCCAGGGACAAUACAGUUCUGGUGACAGGAUCAGGGAUCUCCCAGGUCAGGAAUCCACCUUGGGUCAAGAGACCCCUGACCAGAAGCUGCUCCAUGGAGGACCUUGGCAGGGGCACAUGGACUGCUGGACAAAGCAGGUUCUGGAGUGGCUGCUUAUUUCCCAGAAGCAGCCAGGAACCACCCAGCCCCAGGGACCAUUGUCCUUCAUGGAUGUGUUUGUGGACUUUACUUGGGAAGAGUGGUGCUUGCUGGACCCGGCCCAGAAGUACCUGUACCGGAGUGUAAUGUUGGAGAACUAUGACAACCUGGUGUCCUUGGGGUAUCAACAUAACAAACCCAGUAUCAUUUUCAAGUUGGAACAAGGAGAAGAACCAUGGAUGAUGCAGACACAAAUCCCAAGUCAGGGCCAUCCAGAUAAAGCCUGGGAAAUUAAUCAUAUGGAAUGGCAUCAGGAAAAUCAAGGCAAGCUGGAAAGUAUGACAAAAGGCUCUGAAUGUACAGCAUUUGGAAAACUGUGUCUUCUUAAUACAAAUCAUGUUUCCUUAAAAAAAAAGUUUCAUACAUGUGGCACACAUGGAAAGUGUUUGAAAUAUAACACAGAUGGCUCUAGUAAUUAUGUUGAAAAGAAUCCAAAUGGGUUUAAUAUGCAUAAACAAACUGUUAUUCGAAUAAAAUGUUCUGAAAGUGACAAAUCUGGAAAAACCUUCAACAAGAAGUCACAAUUACUAUGCCAACAAUUGUAUAUAAAAGGAAACCCUUUUGAGUGCAGUUACUGUGAGAAGACCUUCAGCAGCAAGCCAUGCCUUAUGCAUAAACAAACUCAUGGAGAAGAAAAACCUUACAAAUGUAAUAGAUGUGGGCAAGACUUCAGUAGCAAGUCCUACCUCAGUGUACAUCAGAGAAGUCAUACAGGAGAGAACCUACAUGAAUGCUGUAAACGUGGUAAAUUCUUUAGUACGAAAGAUCAGCUUGUUUCACACCAAAGAACUCAUUCCAGACCAAAACCCUAUGGAUGUAAUGAAUGUGGGAAAGCCUUUGGUUUGAAGUCACAGCUCAUUAUACAUCAAAGAAUUCAUACAGGAGAGAAACCCUUUGAGUGUAGUGAAUGUAGCAAAGCCUUUAAUACAAAGUCAAAUCUUAUGGUACAUCAGAGAACUCAUACAGGAGAGAAACCCUAUGGUUGUAGUGACUGUGAGAAAGCCUUUACUUUCAAGUCACAGCUCAUUGUACAUCAAGGCAUUCACACAGGAGUCAAACCAUUUGGGUGCACUCAGUGUGGGAAAACUUUCAGUUUGAAGUCACAACUCAUCGUUCAUCAGAGAAGUCACACAGGUAUGAAACCUUAUGUAUGCAGUGAAUGUGGGAAAGCUUUUAGGAGCAAAUCAUAUCUUAUUAUCCAUAUGAGGACUCAUACAGGAGAGAAACUCCAUGAAUGCAGUGAAUGUGGAAAAACCUUCAGUUUUAACUCACAGCUCAUUAUACAUCAGAGGACUCACACAGGAGAGAGUCCAUAUGAGUGCCGUGAAUGUGAGAAGACCUUCAGUCGGAAGUAUCAGCUUAUUUCACACCAGAGGAUUCAUGCUGGGGAAAAGCCCUAUCAGUGCAGUGACUGUGGAAAAACUUUCGGUUUGAAGUCACAGCUUAUCAUACACCAGAGAACUCAUACAGGAGAGAAACCCUUUGAAUGUAGUGAAUGCAGCAAAGCCUUUAAUACAAAGUCAAACCUUAUUGUACAUCAGAGAACUCAUACAGGGGAGAAACCAUAUAAUUGCAGUGAAUGUGGAAAAACCUUUACUUUUAAAUCACAGCUCAUUGUACAUCAUGGAGUACACACUGGGAUAAAACCCUAUGAAUGUAGUCAGUGUGGAAAAACCUUUAGUUUGAAGUCACAGCUCAUUGUACAUCAGAGAAGUCACACAGGAGUGAAACCCUAUGAAUGCAGUGAAUGUGGGAAAGCUUUCAGGAGCAAAUCCUACCUGAUUAUCCAUAUGAGAACUCACACAGGAGAGAAGCCACAUGAAUGCAAUGAAUGUGGGAAAUCUUUCAGUUUCAACUCACAACUCAUUGUACAUCAAAGAAUCCAUACAGGAGAAAAUCCCUAUGAAUGCACUGAUUGUGGGAAAGCCUUCAAUAGAAAAGAUCAACUCAUUUCACAUCAGAGAACUCACAUAGGGGAAAAACCUUAUGGGUGUAGUGAAUGUGGGAAAUCCUUUAGUAGCAAGUCAUACCUCAUUAUACAUCUGAGAGCUCAUUCAGGAGAGAAACCAUAUGAAUGUAAUGAAUGUGGAAAAACCUUCAUUUGGAAAUCACUGCUAAUUGUACAUGAACGUACGCAUGCAGGGGGAAGCCCUUAUAAAUGCAGUCAAUGUGAGAAAUCAUUUAGUGGGAAAGUGCGUCUUAUUGUGCAUCAGAGAAUGCACACAAGAGAGAGACCCUAUGAAUGCAGUGAAUGUGAAAAAGCCUUUAUUAGGAAAUCUCAGCUCAUUGUACAUCAGAGAACUCAUUCAGGGGAGAAGCCCUAUAGAUGUAAUGAAUGUGGAAAAGCUUUCUCUCAAAAAUCAAUUCUUAGUGCACAUCAGAGGACUCAUACAGGAGAGAAACCCUGUAAAUGUGCUGUAUGUGGGAAAGCCUUUUGUUGGAAGUCACAGCUCAUCAUGCAUCAGAGGACACAUGCAAAUGAGAAAUGUGAUGAAUUAAAUAUAAAUAUUUCCUCUGAAAAGCCAAUUCACAAGGAAUUCCAGCAACCUCAUAUAGAAAAGAAACUCACUAAAGGGGAUUAUGUGUUAUACCAGACAACUCAUACAGAAUAGAAAUUUAAUGAAUGCACAGAAUGUAUAAAGUUGCCCACAGGAAGUUGUGGUUUUUGACAUGUAAAAAUAUCAAAUGCUUACAAGAAACUGUAAAUUCAGUAAGCCCUUGAAGGGUUUCAGCAGCAAGUCAUGCUUUUAAAAUGUUUAUAUAGGUGAGGAAUUACAUGAAUGAAGUGAAUAUUGGAAAUUAAUUUUACCAACAUAGCAUUCCUCAAACCAAAGCAAAUGUUAAGUACACCAUUGAACAUUGGAAGUUUUGUUUUAUUGAAUGUAUUUUAAUGAGGGAAAAUAGAGAACCAAGUGAAUGGGCCAUUUAUUAAAAUUACAAACACCUUAGGUAUCAGAGACUCAUACCUUGACAAAACCAUGGUGUUAUUUAGGGAAAUUUUUCAUUUAGAAAUGACAAGCCUCUAGAAAAGUAAUAAUCCAAGUGACAACCUAUGACUGUCAAAAUGGGGUAAUGGCUCAGCUAGAGAGUUCACUUGAAUAUCUUUAUUACUUUUGAGUAAUUUCCCCUAAAAGCUAUUAUAAGGGAAAUUUUGUUCUUGAUAUUGAAAAAUAUGAGGAAAAUAUUGGAGAAAAUAUUCAACUAAAGUGGUAGGAAUGUUCAUAACAGAAAAUACUCCUUUUUAGUCUGUAAAUAAUUGCAAUGAUCAGGACAAGAAGUAAAUCCUCAACUAAUGUGUUUGGUAGGUUUUCAGAAACUAAUAGUAAGGAAAAUGGUAUAUAAUGAAAUCAGGUCCUUGAAUAAUGUUAUUUCAGUGUUUGUGAUCCUUUCUUAAUUUUACUAUGAACAGUAUUGAGUAAAGGAACCUUGUUUAAAGACUUGCUAUACUUCAUAGGAUUUAACCUUCAUGUUUAGAUUUAUCUUCCUCCCUAUACUAUACUAUGAGUUUCUAUGAUUUAGAAUUUUACUUGUGAAUGCCACAUGAAGUAGAUAAAUUAGAUACAACACCAUUUCUUAGGCAUUUCUACUUUGUAAUAACAUUUUAAAAAAAGAUUUAUUUAUUUAUACUGAACGGGGUACAGGCCAGAGAU